GAGAAGACCAAAGGCUGAGUUCACAUGGCAAUCGCUUAUGACACGAAAAGUAGUCUUCGAGUUGUUAUCGAAAAUCCCCGUGAUUCGAAAAAAUCCUCGCAARCAAAAAGAYCAGCAAAAGACCUCUCAUCAAGCUCUGAAGCGYACCACAAGUACUAACGACUUUAAAUCAUCGAGCACACAAAAACCUGGCAGUCAGAUUUCAAAUCAUUCAGUGCCACCGCAGUCUUCAAUCACCCAGGACUCGCCUCCAACCCUUCACCUGCGCGGACAAAUGAAAUACAUAAAGUCCUGGGACAAGAUACUGUAUAUUUGUUCACCUCUUAUUGGUAGUCUGGACGCCAUGCUUGAUACAGGUUUAUACAUGAAUGACUUCAGUAUGCAUGACACGUCACAAGAGAUGGUUCUUUCAGGCAUCAAACCGCUGCCRCAACUAGAAUACGCACGUGAUCAGCAAUUCGAACAAGGGAGAGAGUUGGAACAAACUAUGGAAAAACUCAACAAUGAACGUCAAAAGAGCGAGGAACUGCUUUAUCGAAUGAUUCCCAAGGAAAUAGCUGACCGACUCAGACAAGGAGAAAGUCCAAUUAGCACUUGUGAGUAUUUUGACAGUGUGACAGUGAUGUUUAGCUACAUGGAUGGCUUCGCCUCAAUCUGCGCCCGCGUUAGCCCAAUGAAAGCRGUUACGUUGAUAAAUAACGUGUUUACGCUGUUUGACCGUCUCACCGAGAGACACAAUGUAUACAAGUUUGAAACGCUUGGAGACGCUCUUUACAUGGUCGUGUCUGGAGCACCCAAGCGUCAAGACCAUCACGCCGAACCGAUGGCUGCGAUGGCCCUUGACAUGUUGAAUACAGUUCAGAAAGUCAAAGAUCCCAUUACCAAGAAAGCAAUGACAGUUACUAUAGGUAUCCACACCGGUCCUGUCGCUGCAGGUUUGGUCGGAGAGAUGACCCUGCAGUAUUGUCUUUUUGGGGACACGGUGAACAUUGCAUCAAGAUUAMGAACUACAGCUUUGCCAAUGAGGAUCCAUAUUAGCGAGCAAUGCAACGAGGCGCUAAAAGGAUCUAAAUUCCAGGUUGAAUUUCGUGGUGUCAUCGAAGUGAAGGGCAAAGGGAAGAUGAAAACGUUUUGGUUGAUCAGAUAAAGCAACAUUUCAUAUUAAACUUUUCAUUGUUGUAUAACUUCACGUAUAACUUUCUUAACUAAGUAUCAUGACUAUAUAUAAAAACAAGUACAGAAAACUGAUUUGUUUGGAAAAAAAGCAUGUCAGAUCACCAGGUUAGAAUGUAUAUUGUACAAGGUUCGUGCCGCGCUCUCCUUGAAAUCCUUUGAAAAGUCCUGGAAUUGAAAACUCGUUUUCAAGGGUGCUUGAAAGGCCUUGYUGAACAUCGCUGAAACUCCUUGUGAAACUCCUGGAAAAACUCCUUGAAUCUGAUAAAAUUGACAUGUUGCUUGUAUUUAGCUUUUGGAUUGAAAUUGGGCUCAUUUUUGAAAAUCUCCACUUGAAACGUCUGCAAACAUCGAAAAAUAUCUUAAAAAAUACUMCUUGGAAAUCGCAUUUUUGUGCUUGAAAAGUUCUUGAAAAGUCCUGGAAUUUUAUCGUGAAAAUGUAGCACGAACCCUGAUUGUAGUUCUUUGUAAAACAACCCUAAAGGMAAAUAGACCUCGAAAAAAUCCUUCAAAUUAUCAAAACAGAGGAUGUCUAAUAAAGCCUAGGGAGGAAGAAGUUUCCUUGCGAACUUUUUUGACCUUUUUUAGGUGUUUUUUCUGAGUACUUGAUCCAGAUUUGAACGAGGACGUCCUUCCUCUAAACAAGACAUAUUCAAGACAAAAUAUAGAGCUAUCCAAGUCUCAAUGGUUGGCAUCAUAUGCCAACAAAAGCGAACAACCGCUGCUUUAUUUGACAACAGAUUCUCUURCACAAAGACCUAAAGAAAAAAAAAUCUAAAGAAAGUACGAGGAAAUAAUGUCGUUCUUACAAUAGCCUUGAAAAUUUGCUUCUUCUCCGAGUUGAGGCUAACCCUGUAUUCCCAUGAGAACUAAGCUUUAAGCCUUCUGGAAAUACAGGCACAACAUUUUCUCCUGCUUUCUUUUGUGUUUGGUAAGGUCUUUGCGUAAGAGAAUCUGCUGUCAAAUAUAACAGCRGUUAUUCGCGUUGGAUUCGAAAUUGAAGUUUUCUUUUAAAUUCAUAGCUAAUACCUUGUGUUUAUCUUGUGCUAUGUACUAUUUGACACUAAAUAAUAUUUUGGCUUAAAAGCUUGAUUAAAAAAACAAUUCGAACAAAAUGAAGUGAGGACGUGUUGAGUUCAGAGUUUGACCCUGGCCUUAAGAUUUUAAUUUACCAUUUUUUUAAUUGUUUGUUUUUAUUUUGGUUGCUUUUUUUCUCAUUUUAAUGUCAUAUYCGUCUUCUCAAAUGCCACCGGAAGAAUAUGGAAUUAGUUCCGUUCACAAUUUGCG
Messenger RNA from Exaiptasia diaphana, 2460 nucleotides. Its product is annotated as soluble guanylate cyclase 88E. The record is from RefSeq and is a predicted model, not a curated record. Gene Ontology annotation, cellular component: guanylate cyclase complex, soluble. Gene Ontology annotation, molecular function: guanylate cyclase activity; oxygen sensor activity. Gene Ontology annotation, biological process: response to oxygen levels; cGMP biosynthetic process; nitric oxide-cGMP-mediated signaling. Lineage: Eukaryota; Metazoa; Cnidaria; Anthozoa; Actiniaria; Aiptasiidae.